Messenger RNA from Scaptodrosophila lebanonensis, 2925 nucleotides. It is a transcript of the gene Sox14, whose product is annotated as putative transcription factor SOX-14. Gene Ontology annotation, biological process: cell differentiation; anatomical structure morphogenesis; positive regulation of transcription by RNA polymerase II. NCBI's taxonomy places the organism in Eukaryota, Metazoa, Arthropoda, Insecta, Diptera, Drosophilidae. The record is from RefSeq and is a predicted model, not a curated record. The transcript is spliced from 2 exons. Gene Ontology annotation, molecular function: DNA-binding transcription factor activity, RNA polymerase II-specific; RNA polymerase II cis-regulatory region sequence-specific DNA binding. The coding region runs from base 957 to 2816 and encodes 619 amino acids.
UAAAACAUUCACUGGAAGUGGAAUAUUGUUAACUUAUUUUAUUUCGUGAGCGUUUCAAAAUUGCAAUUGUGCAAACGCAACAAUAACAACAUUACCAAGAGAAACAAACUCAACUUUACUCAAAACAACGUAAAUACAUACAUACAUACAUACGUACUCCACCGACUGUGUCCGUGUGUGUAUCGCGCUGCGUGUUGUUAGCGCUUUUAAAGUUUAAUACGUUACGUUUAUAAAUUUAUAAAAAUGCAAUAUUCGCAUAUGCACAAUAUAUACAUAUAUAUCAACGACCGCGUCUCUCUGUGUGUGUGUGUGUGUGCGUGAGUACAUAAUAAAUAAAUAAAAUAAACUCAUUACCACAGCAGCAACAGCAGCGACACGAACGUGAGUCUUCGAGCAUUGCAAACACAAAACAAGGAACCAGUUUCACCUUGAGUGCUAUACGUGUGUGUAAAUCGGCGUAGUCGUAGUCGUCGUCGUCGGUCCAGUCUUAUUUUGCUAAGCAAAACAGCACACACACUCGCUAACCAUCGUAUAUACAUAAAUAAAUAUGUAUAUAAUACAUAUGUACGGGCUGCAUUAUUUCAGACGUUCGCGAUCCUGUGUAUCAAUCAAAAACUUACCUACGUAAAAAACAUAAGAAAAUAAUAAUAAUAAUAAUAACAUCAGGAACAAUUGCCUAAGGCACUGCCAAAUACUGAUUACAAAUAACAAGAAUAACAACAAUAUAUUUAUUGUGGAUACCUGCGUGUAUAAACAAUUUUAAAGUUCAAAAACAAAUACACUCAUUUUUAGUAUCGCACCGUCAGAAAAGACACAAAAGACAAAAUUUCUACAGCAAAUAUAUUUUGUAAAUACAUAAUAUAUUGCGGCAUUAAAAAGUAAAUACAACAAACUAACAUCGUAUGUACAUACAUAUGUAUGUAUGUACAUUUAUGUGAGAAUUGAAUAUUUGAAAGAUGAUAGCGCAGCCAUCUCAGGGAUCUAGCAAUCCACCGCAGGCUUCUGAUUUAUAUGAUAUAUUGAAAUCACCACAUCGAGACCUGCUAACAGGCAUUUACGACGACGGCGAGGAGUUAAUUCUGGCAACCGCCCUAGCCCCAACUGUAGCAACAACCCCAACAAAAACAGCAACACAAACACAAAGCAGCGAACGACUUAUUACUCAUACAUAUUAUUCGAAGGCUGUGCCUGUUGCUGUUGUUGCACCGCACUAUAAUUCUUCUAAAAUGGACAACGACAGCAACAACAACAAUAAUACUAACAGCCACACCACCAACAGCAACAGCGAAAGAUCUCCCAAUCCAAGUACUCACCAGUUGACGACGCCAACAACAACUUCAGCCAUGUCUGCCAACAAUUUGAAGAAUUUGAUGUUUGGUUCUGCACGUGUCAACGUAAACUCAAGCACCCCGUAUUCGGAUGCAACUCAAACGAAGAAACACUCUCCUGGCCAUAUUAAACGACCUAUGAAUGCAUUCAUGGUCUGGAGUCAAAUGGAGAGAAGAAAGAUAUGCGAGAGAACACCUGAUUUACAUAACGCCGAGAUAUCAAAAGAGUUGGGUAGACGAUGGCAGCAAUUAGGCAAAGACGACAAACAGCCAUAUAUUAUUGAAGCGGAGAAGCUAAGGAAGCUUCAUAUGAUAGAAUAUCCAAAUUAUAAAUAUAGGCCACAGAAGAAGCAAACAAAAUCAUCUGUUCCGAAGCAGAACCAGGACUUAGAUAACAACGAAAUUAAAAAUGACACACCCAAUACAUCGGAUCUUGUCCCUAUAACUGCAACACCCACUGCCGGACGCAAGAGCAAAAGAUCUACCUCUAUAUGUCAAUCUGGUUCGUUUUCAAAACGGCAAAGAAAUGAUCAGGGAGACAACCCGAAAACCAAAUGCAUUGUGAAAACGGUGUCUGAGCAGCACAACUCAGUUGACAUAAUUGAACAAUUAAGCUAUCAGGCUUCUAAUUAUUUACCUCGUAGCACAACCACCAAUACUGAUUGCGAUAUUAAACUGAACGCAGAACUUAGCCUAGCAUCAAUGGAAAAUUUUUCUGAAAUAGAUCCCAUUAGUCCUCAAGAAAAUGUAUCUGGAAGUGUCAAUUUUGAAAAUAUUUCAUUUAUGGCCAAUCCGCAAAAUGAAGAUUCAUUGUUUGAAGGGAAUGCUUCAAAUGGUCUCAAUACGCAAAUUUUUAAUGAUAUAAGGUCUCAGCAGAACUUUACGGAUAACCAAAACCUCACCGAAAACGUUUUCGAUUCUAAAGACAACAUUGUGAACGAUGCCAAUUUGCAUGAAGCUAGCCAUCAAAUACCUUCAUUCGGGACAACCUAUGCACAGCUUACAACAGGUGAUUCAUCAAUCGAGUUUGAAGCUCAUGAAUGUUAUGAAGAUUGUGGUGCGGAGAAUUCGUCGCAACCUGUGUUUGCAGUGGAGCCCCGAACGGUCACAAUGAAUAUUGAAAUACAUAACCGUACGCCGUAUGGUAAUGAAGGUGGGCACACAUUCCAACAAGAUGACUUUAUCCCGAAUCCAUCGAUUACAGAAGAGAGUGACUGCAGCAUUCUGACCUCAACGCAUUCGCCACAAAUUGGAUUUUGUGGCCCCAGUAUAAGCAAUAAUCUAGUUGAAUCAGAUGGAAUUGGAAACGUGUAUGCGGGGCACGAGUACAGCGGAAGUGUUAUAGGUAUAAAUAAUGAUCUCAACUACACCCUAAAUGAUAACGGAGCUCUAUUACUUGAUUCAUUUGAGGACUUCCAACCUCAGCCAACUGGUAGUCAUUUAGAAUUUAACACAAACAAAUAUGAGUUUUCAUUAUACAAAAUGUGAGCGAUAAAAUGUGAGAAAUAUUUAAGCUUUGUGUAAUUUUUAAUUAUUACCUUUAUACGUUUAUAAUUAUACACCAAAUUAUACAUAUACAUAACUACAAGCAUAUAAA